AUGUCCGCUGCACGUGCUGGACAUACUGCCACAUUAUUAUCAUCUGGCAAUGUUUUAGUUAUAGGUGGACUUUCAGGCGGUGACAUUGUAUCUAGCUGUGAAAUUUACAAUGCCUCCGGAAAUAAUUGGACUUCCGCUGCUAAUAUGAACAUAUCUCGAGCAUUACAUACAACUACUUUAUUACCAUCUGGUCAUAUACUGGUAGCAGGGGGUGGUGAGAAUGAUCCUUCUACUUGUGAAAUAUAUAAUCCUCAAUCGAACAAAUGGAUCAGUGCUGCAAAGAUGUCAGUAACACGUAUCAGUCACACUGCAAUUCUAUUAUCAACAGGAAAGGUCCUAGUGGCGGGUGGUAUUAGUCCUAUAUUCGAAUUCUGGUCUAGCUGUGAAAUUUACGAUCCUCAUACGAAUAAAUGGACUGCAGCAGCCGAGAUGUCCUCCGAACGUGCUGCACACACUGCCACUCUAUUACCUUCAGGAAAAGUACUGGUGACCGGUGGUGCUUGGCAUAAACUCCUCGAUUUUCUGAAUAGUUGUGAAGUGUACGAUCCUCUUACUAAAAACUGGACAGAGGUUGCAAGUAUGUCACAGGGGCGUGCAGGACACACAGCCACAUUAUUACCGUCUGGAAAAGUGCUAGUUACUGGCGGUGAACUUGGUGAACCAUUUGCAGAACUCUAUGAUCCUGUAUCCGAUAAGUGGACUCCAGCCGAUGAUUCGUAG
This is a messenger RNA of Rotaria sp. Silwood1, 720 nucleotides long. Lineage: Eukaryota; Metazoa; Rotifera; Eurotatoria; Philodinida; Philodinidae. The record is from the annotation of a GenBank genome assembly.